CUUUCAGGGUAGAGACCAGCGGCUCCUCUGACCGGAGGGACAGUAUUGGCGUUUGUGUGGAAAAGCUGGGUGGAUUGGAUUCUUUGCAGCGGGAUGGGGCUGUGUGUAUCGGCUCUAGUGGUUCUGUCUAUGUGAAUGGGAAGGAGAUGACUAAUCAGCUGCCGCCCGUCUCCCCAGGCUCCUCCAUCACCUUUGACAUGGAGCUGAUCAGUCUGGGAGUCACCAGUGAGGGGCCACAGCUCCGGCGCAGAGUGACCAUCGGCUGCGGGAACAGGGAGGUGGUCUUUGAUUGGCAGCUGGAGCAGUCACCUGACUCACUCUACUUUGGAUGCUCGUUUUUCCAUUCCGGCUGGAAGGUUUUGGUGUUUUAGUUUUCAG
Molecule: messenger RNA, 378 nt
Organism: Hyla sarda
Lineage: Eukaryota; Metazoa; Chordata; Amphibia; Anura; Hylidae
Gene: CRLF3
Product: cytokine receptor like factor 3
Molecular function (GO): protein binding
Source: RefSeq, a predicted model, not a curated record